Molecule: messenger RNA, 1343 nt
Organism: Lactuca saligna
Lineage: Eukaryota; Viridiplantae; Streptophyta; Magnoliopsida; Asterales; Asteraceae
Source: the annotation of a GenBank genome assembly
GGGACAUCUUCUAUUAUUUCCCGACAAAUGUAAGGAUAGUAGAAUGACAUGACUUCACUCGAGAAACUCGAAUGAACUUCAUGGAGUAAACUGAGUCUGUUGAGACGUUGUGGAUGUUCUUCAUCGUUUCGAGCAGGCGAGCAAUUACUGUGCUUGAUCUCUUUCCGAUUGUAGAUUUGUAAACCACAUAAAUCCUAUAGCAUUUUGUUGCAAUAAACAAACAGAGAAUUGCCAGAAAACAACAUGCUUCCUUCAGCAACCAUGAACAUCCUUAAAGUUCAUGGUUGUUAUCGUCUUCAACCCCCAAUUUCUCAUCUUUCCCAGAAUAUCCAUCCCACCUCCCUUACAACACACCAUACAUCCAAACUCCGUCAUGUCUCAUCACCUUCAAUCCAUUCUCCUAAUCCCCAAUUUCGUAUCUCUAGAACCAAUUCAAGGCUCAGAAAUGUUAGGGUUUCAGAAAUCGGAGCUCCAUUAUGGACACAAAAAGACGACAAACAAGAUAACUCCUGUUCUCCUGAAGACUUGACCAUGAAUGGAGAAGCUUAUCAGAAGACUUUAAGGUUGGUAGAAUGUUCUAUGUUCGCUGCUCUUGGUGGAUUAGCCUACAUCUUAAGCAGCUCCCUUGCUAUCGAGAAUUACUUUGGUUGUUUCUUUGCCUUACCCAUAGUCUUCUCAUCAAUGCGAUGGGAUAUUGUUGCUGGAAGAAAGACUAUGGUGGCAACUGCUACACUAUUGCUUGUUUUAGCUGGACCCAUAAAAGCACUAACAUAUCUGUUGAUGCAUGGGUUUCUUGGUCUUGCUAUGGGAUCUUUAUGGAGGUCAAAAGCAAAUUGGGGUGUUUCUAUAUUCACAAGUGCAAUUGUGAGAGCUAUAGGUGCAAUGGGAUAUGUUGUGAUGUAUUCUUUUCUAAUCAGGGAAAACAUUCUUGCUUUGAUCACUAUAAACAUUCAUGCUUCAGCUACAUUUAUCCUCACUUCAUUAGGGUUCUUGACAAUUCCAUCAAUGAAUUUAAUAUACGCGAUUUUUGGGACCUUGCUAUUACUGAAUUGCUGUUUCUUUGUGUUCUUGCUACAUCUUCUAUAUGCUUUGUUCUUUACAAGGCUUGGAAUGAAGGCUUCUUUGAGAUUGCCAAAAUGGUUUGCUAAAGCAAUAUGACAAGAUUACCCUUACCCACCUUUUAUCUUGUAUUCCAUCAACAACUAGUUCCUCAAUCAAUUUAGCUUUAUUCUUUUUUUAUUAAAUUAACUCCCAACACUUUUACAUGUGUUAAAGAUUGAUGAUGAAAAUCUCAAAUUGAGAAAAGUUGAAUUCAUGUAUAUACAUUCGGUUUUAUAAAUGUA